AUGGCCAUGUUGCUUCACGACGUCCCCGAAGAGCUCCUCGAGCGCAUCCUCGCCCUUCUCCUCGUCCAGUCUCCCGACGCCAACCGCCCCUCUUGGCACGCCUACGCCUCCUCCCCCUCCCCUUCCUCCUCUACCCACCCCACCAUCAUCUCCCCUCUUCUCGUCUGUCGCAAGUGGCUGCGCAUCGGCACUCCCAUCCACUACCGGAGCCCAGUCCUCCGCACUCCUCGCCAUGUCGAGCUCUUCUUCCGCGCGAUCCGCCACGCUCCAUCGCUAGCGCUCGCUGUUCGCGCCCUCCACAUCCACGCGACCUCGCCCGCCCUUCGCGAUGUCGUCCCGUACUGCAAGAACCUCGACACUCUCGACAUCACCGUCGAUAACGGCGAAUCUGACGGCAGCCCGUCCACCGCGAACCCUGCGCGCGAUGCCGCUCGGGAUCGGAACGUCAUUGCGUUCUGCGAAGCCUUCUCCCGCACUCGGUCCAUCCGGAACCUCAUCGUCCGCAAGAACGCUUACCUGACCCAGCCUGGCGCCAUCUACGUCUUCGAGCACCUCGCAGCGGCCAUCGCCCACUGGCCCCGCCUGGAAUCCGUCAACGUUGCCUUCCGGCUUUCCCUCUCUCCCGCCGCCACUGCCCUAGUCAAGGCGCUCGCUGUCGCUCCGCGGUUGCACACCGUCUAUACCCAUCUCCCCGCCGUGUGGAAUACCCUUCUCCUUGACAUAUCCGAGAACCCAGGCCUCUCCCGUGUUGUACUCUCCCCAUCACCCGAGCAAGCCGGCGCACACCUCUUCGUCGCUCAGGCGCGCGCUCACCCGCGCCUCAUGACACUCAUUCACGCCGGUACUCCGCCUCCACCGCAGCUCGCCGUUUCUGCCGCGAGCAUGCGUGCGCGCGCGGCCAGUGCCGCGGUCCCGAGCAAACCCAUCUUGCCAGUCGCGACUUGGGGAUACGAGCGCGAGGUGCCGCCCCGGUGUGCGCGCCCUCGUCUCAGCGCCGCUUAUCCAGCGGGUCCUUCUGGCCCCGCGUACGGCGCUCCUUCGCGACACGCCGGACCUCCGUCAGCCUAUGGACACGCGCAGCCCCAGUACUACCAACAGUACCAUGGGCAACACCUCCACCCGUACGCGGUGCCCGAGCCAGUGCCGCAGGGUGCGCUCGUCGCCAGCCACGCACGGCGGAACGCCCCGGGCGCACGUCGCAUGACAGCCUCGUAA
Molecule: messenger RNA, 1215 nt
Organism: Epithele typhae
Lineage: Eukaryota; Fungi; Basidiomycota; Agaricomycetes; Polyporales; Epitheliaceae
Exons: 5
Coding region: 1-1215 (404 amino acids)
Source: RefSeq, a predicted model, not a curated record